Molecule: messenger RNA, 327 nt
Organism: Phytophthora infestans T30-4
Lineage: Eukaryota; Oomycota; Peronosporomycetes; Peronosporales; Peronosporaceae
Exons: 3
Coding region: 1-327 (108 amino acids)
Biological process (GO): piecemeal microautophagy of the nucleus; autophagosome assembly; autophagy of peroxisome
Cellular component (GO): Atg1/ULK1 kinase complex; phagophore assembly site membrane; extrinsic component of membrane
Molecular function (GO): molecular adaptor activity; protein kinase binding
Source: RefSeq, a predicted model, not a curated record
AUGUCGAGGAAAAUGGACUACACGGAGCUGCGAAUGAGCAGCCUUCUACUGAGCUUUCAGAUCAGUUCACUGGCGUUGUUUUUCCUAAAAGGCGGGAAGUUGCCGUACGUGGCUUUCAACGAAGGAGCUCCAAAUUAUUACCUGGCAAACGAGUCGAUUCAAGCGGCGAUUUUGGGUGUUGGUAGCGAUCGCACGCCGCCCGCAUACAUUUGCGGCGAGAUCAUCUUCAUCGAUACUUUCCAGGCGACCGAGGAUUUUAAGCCGUACCGCUUGCCGUACGGAACGCGCUUUCAUGUUGUGACGGUCGCGAACCCGAAGAGGACGUAG